This is a messenger RNA of Lasiodiplodia theobromae, 1041 nucleotides long. RefSeq names its product Lipase 2. The transcript is spliced from 6 exons. Gene Ontology annotation, molecular function: hydrolase activity. The coding region runs from base 1 to 1041 and encodes 346 amino acids. The record is from RefSeq and is a predicted model, not a curated record. NCBI's taxonomy places the organism in Eukaryota, Fungi, Ascomycota, Dothideomycetes, Botryosphaeriales, Botryosphaeriaceae.
AUGGCCGAUAUCAAGUGGACAGAUCUCUCCACCCCGGACCCGGAGUUCCAAGCCUUCCUAGACUCAGUCGGCGGCAAGCUCCCCAGCCUCUCGGACGCGGGGUCCGCCCCGCCGCCCAUGGCCGCCCUGCGCGCCACCAUCGCCUCCGCCGACAAGCCGGUCGUGCCGGGCGUGACGGCGCCGGCGACCAUGGACGGCGUCGAGAAGAGCCGCAUCACCAUCCCUGUGCGCGACGGCGCGAGCAUCGCGGCCGCGCUGUACCGCCCUGUGCAGAAGCCGGAGGCGGGAAGCCCGUUGGUCGUGGCGUUUCAUGGCGGUGGGUGGUGUUUGGGCGUGCCGGAGAUGGAGGAGGUUAAUUGCGUCAACGCCGUGCAGAAAUACGGCGCCGUCGCUAUCAGCGUCGACUACCGUCUCGCGCCCGAGCAUCCCUUCCCGACCGCUAUCAACGACUCCUGGGACGCUCUGAAAUGGAUCGCGACCAACGCCACCAGCCCGGCCAUCAACGCCGACCCAGCCACCGCUGGCUUCAUCGUGCACGGCGAGUCGGCGGGCGGCAACAUCGCCGUCGUGCUGGCGCUGCUGGCCCGCGACGAGGGCGGCCUCUCGCCGCCGCUGACGGGCGUCUCGGCAUCCAUCCCGGCUGUGCUGGCCGCCGAGGUCGUGCCCGAGCGGUUCAAGGAGGAGUAUAAGAGUUGCGAGCAGAAUAAGAACGCGCCCGGACUGGAUGCGGGGGCGUUGGGGUUUUUUGUUGCGAACUAUAACCCGGAUAAGUCGUCGCCGCUGUUCAGCCCGUUCAAUUGGCCCACGGGGCACAAGGGGCUUCCGCCGUUCUUCAUCCAGGCUUGUGGAUUGGACCCCCUGCGCGAUGACGCGCUGCUGUUCGAGCGGCUGCUGCGGACUGAGGCCGGCGUCAAGACGAAGCUCGUCGUGUAUCCCGGCUUGCCGCACUCGUUCUGGGGCUUCUUCCCGCACUUGGAAGCGUCGAGGAAGGCGGUUGGAAAGGUUGUGGAGGGUUUCGGGUGGCUGUUGGGGAAGGCGUAG